UAUUAAAUUUGAUGUUGCUGCACUCAACAGUGUUCAUCAUUACAGCUUAGGCUUUGAACUUGAACGUCACAUAAAAAAUUUGUUCUUUUUUUUUAUCGAGCUGGCUUUCCUCCGCACUUUUUGCAACGAAGUGAAAAUGACUUUACCUCGUGUGUAUUUUGACAUCAACGCCGGUGGCGAGAAGCUGGGGCGCAUCGUCAUGGAGCUGCGUUCCGAUGUGGUGCCAAAGACAGCGGAGAAUUUCCGUGCGCUGUGCACCGGAGAGAAGGGGUAUGGCUACAAGGGGUCGCCAUUCCAUCGGGUUAUACCAAAUUUCAUGUGUCAAGGCGGUGAUUUCACCAAUCAAAAUGGCACAGGUGGAAAAUCGAUCUAUGGCAAUAAGUUUCCCGAUGAAAACUUCCAGCUAAAACACACCGGACCGGGCACAUUAUCUAUGGCGAAUGCUGGACCAAAUACGAAUGGAUCGCAGUUUUUUAUAUGCACUGAGAAGACCGAAUGGUUGGACAAUAAACAUGUCGUAUUUGGCAAGGUAGUUGAGGGCAUGGAUAUCAUACGCAAGGUCGAAACGUUGGGCUCCAAUUCGGGCAAGACAUCAAAAAAGAUUGUUAUUGAGGACUGUGGUGACAUGUGAAGGAAAUCAGCAUGAAAUAAAAGAUCAAAUAAGCAUUGAAAUUCA
Messenger RNA from Drosophila albomicans, 676 nucleotides. Its product is annotated as peptidyl-prolyl cis-trans isomerase. Gene Ontology annotation, molecular function: peptidyl-prolyl cis-trans isomerase activity. Gene Ontology annotation, biological process: protein folding; protein peptidyl-prolyl isomerization. Bases 137 to 631 code for a protein of 164 amino acids. The record is from RefSeq and is a predicted model, not a curated record. Gene Ontology annotation, cellular component: intracellular membrane-bounded organelle. The transcript has 2 exons. Lineage: Eukaryota; Metazoa; Arthropoda; Insecta; Diptera; Drosophilidae.